AAAGCAGAUCUUUGGCUCUUUGCCAGCCUCUUUUCCUAAUAAGAAGGCAGGAGCUUCUGCUGAGGUGCAAAGAGGUUGUCUGAAUUUCAGUGGCAUUAAGAUCGCAAGAUCCUCUCUCUUGCCUUUUUUAUCCUUUCUAGAAGCUAAAGGGGAGAGAGAGCAAGAAUGGUGGAAGCUUUCUGUGCUACCUGGAAGCUGACAGACAGUCAGAACUUUGAUGAAUACAUGAAGGCCCUAGGUGUGGGUUUUGCCACUAGGCAGGUGGGAAAUGUGACUAAACCAACAGUGAUCAUCAGUCAGGAAGGGGACAAAGUGGUGAUUAGGACUCAGAGCACAUUCAAGAACACAGAGAUCAGUUUCCAUCUGGGAGAAGAGUUUGAUGAAGCCACUGCAGAUGACAGAAACUGUAAGUCUGUCGUAAGCUUGGAUGGAGACAAACUUGUUCAUAUACAGAAAUGGGAUGGCAAGGAAACAAAUUUUGUAAGAGAAAUAAAGGAUGGCAAAAUGGUCAUGACUCUUACUUUUGGUGAUGUGGUUGCCGUCCGCCACUAUGAGAAAGCAUAGAAAGGUGAUUAGUUCCUGAUCUGGGGCUAGAGAAGGUCCAGAUUUUCUGUUUACUCAAGUCUCAGUGCUAUCCUGAUGUUACAUCAUGGCUGAUUACUAAUUAGAAGGUUAUCCUUGUGUGGAGGUGGAAAUGGUGAUUUAAAAACAUGUUACUCCAAGCAACUAGCCCAAUUUUGAGCUGCCAAUUUAUUGUGUUUUUAUAAAUUCGCAAUAAAUUUAAACCACAUUUUUUUAUAAAGAAGUGAAUACAUUUUAUAAUUUCUUUUGGAAUGCAAAUCAAAUUUGAAUAAAAAUUGUACAUAUAUGUAAAA
Messenger RNA from Choloepus didactylus (southern two-toed sloth), 875 nucleotides. RefSeq names its product fatty acid binding protein 7 (gene FABP7). NCBI's taxonomy places the organism in Eukaryota, Metazoa, Chordata, Mammalia, Pilosa, Megalonychidae. Gene Ontology annotation, cellular component: nucleus; cytosol. Gene Ontology annotation, biological process: fatty acid transport. The transcript is spliced from 4 exons. The record is from RefSeq and is a predicted model, not a curated record. The coding region runs from base 166 to 564 and encodes 132 amino acids. Gene Ontology annotation, molecular function: fatty acid binding.